CUUUUAUCUUCCAUUUCUUGAACUUAUGGGCUGCCCCUUUGCAGAAUAGUGAAUAGUAAGGGUGAUGUUUUAGAGAUGAGUAUGGAGGCAAAUGAAGUGAAAGGAAGAACUUGUCACUUUGUGAUGGUUCAUGGAGCAACCUUGGGCGGUUGGUGUUGGUACAAAGUUGCAGAUCUUCUUCUGAAAGCGGGCCACACUGUAUCUUCCAUUGACAUGGCUAGCGGAGGUAUAGAUCCUACAAAUGCCGACCAGGUUUCAUCUUUACAACAGUACAAUCAGCCACUAACAGAUUUCUUCACAGCUCUUCCUUCGCAGGAUAAGGUUAUAAUGGUUGGUCACAGCGCUGGUGGCUUCAAUUUGAGUUUUACCAUGGAGCAUUUUCCAGAUAAAAUUGCUGCAGCUGUAUUUGUUACCGCCUUCAUGCCCCUCAGCGGAACAACUCUCUCUGAUAUGAUUAGUGAGGACCUAAUGUUGUUGGAUUCGCUGGAGAAAAAGUUUCCUCUAUGGGAAGAACCUGUUUUGUAUACAGCUAAAAACUAUGGAAGCGUUAGGAGAAUAUACGUUGUGGCGAAGGAAGAUAAAUUAUUUGUGGAGGCGUUCCAGAGAAAGAUGAUUGCAGAGAAUCCUCCACAAAUGGUUUAUGAAAUUGAAGGAUCUGAUCACACCGUAGUGUUCUCGAAGCCUCUUCGUCUGGCUGAGGUGCUCAUUGGAAUUGCUAAUAUAUGUCUGUGAAAGUGAAGCAAUCAGAUGCAAUUGGGUUUUUGUAAAUUUUGCGAUAUCGUGAAAUCCAGGAAUAUACUUUGUCACA
Cryptomeria japonica (Japanese cedar) is the source of this 808-nucleotide messenger RNA. RefSeq names its product methylesterase 8-like. Gene Ontology annotation, molecular function: methyl indole-3-acetate esterase activity; methyl jasmonate esterase activity; methyl salicylate esterase activity. The record is from RefSeq and is a predicted model, not a curated record. Bases 76 to 732 code for a protein of 218 amino acids. NCBI's taxonomy places the organism in Eukaryota, Viridiplantae, Streptophyta, Pinopsida, Cupressales, Cupressaceae. The transcript has 3 exons. Gene Ontology annotation, biological process: salicylic acid metabolic process; jasmonic acid metabolic process.